AUGACCAAUUUACUUUGUUCGAGGUCGCUCUUUGGAGCUUCCCGUAUAUUCUCACAUUUCAAUGGCUUCACUCCAGCGGUUAGGCAAAUGAGGCGCAGAGGAUUGGCAGAUGCUUCUUCAAAUGAUAUGACUCUCCCUCUGAAAGGGUAUAAAGUACUAGAUAUGACCCGAGUGCUUGCCGGCGUAAAUCGAAACAAAAAAUCACUAGGACUUUCCUUUAAACAUCCAUCGGCAGUCAAAAUUCUUCAUAAACUCGCUGCAGAAAGUGACAUUCUCGUUGAGAACUACUUACCGGGUUCACUGAAGAAAUAUGAGAUGGACUACGAAACCCUGCGAGAGAUCAAUCCGCGACUAGUAUACGCUUCUAUUACCGGUUAUGGCCAGACAGGUCCGUAUCGAAACCGAGCUGGAUACGAUGUUAUGGUAGAAGCCGAAAUGGGGCUGAUGCACAUCACGGGAAGUAGAGAUGGACCACCCGUGAAAGUAGGAGUUGCCGUGACUGAUUUGACGACCGGCUUGUAUACUAGUAAUAGUAUUAUGGCUGCUUUGUUGGCAAGAGGAAGGACGGGAAGAGGACAGCACAUUGAUGUUGCUCUAUCUGAUUGUCAAGUUGCUACAUUGUCAAACCUGGCGAGUUCUUGUUUGAUAAGCGGGGAGAAGGACGGGGGGAGAUGGGGGACUGCCCAUCCAUCGAUUGUACCAUAUCGUUCGUAUAAGACGAAAGACGGGGAUAUCUUAUUCGGCGGAGGAAAUGAUAGAUUAUUCGGACUUCUGUGCGAUGGGCUUGGACGCUCAGAAUGGAAAGAAGAUCCAAGAUUUGUCAUUAACACAUCAAGAGUUGCCCACCGAGCAGAAUUAGACAGCUCUAUAGAGAAGAUCACGCAAGAUAAAACGACUCAAGAGUGGCUAGAUAUUUUCGAGGGCUCCGGACUACCAUAUGCGGCCAUCAAUGACAUCCAAGGAACAUUGAAUCAUGAGCACGUGUUGGCAAGGGAUAUGGUUACGGAGAUGAAUCAUGAAUAUUGUGGUCCCAUAAAGAUGGUCAACACUCCAAUUAAAUAUAGCGAAAGCAAGCCAGGUAUACGAACAGUGCCCCCUAUGCUAGGACAACACACGGAUGAGAUUCUCAGGGAUGUCCUGGAUACUUAUCACGCUUGUCGCGACCCAGCAGCUCUGUUAAUUCUCGCCGGCGCAAAUAUAAUUGCCUUGGCCGAAUACCAAUCAACCACGACAGACAUGGACGCGCCAAACAAUACUCCAGCUCCUGCAGCUGCAACUGGAGCCAAUGACACAGCUACGGGCGAAUCAUCUCCUCCUAAAUAUGUCCCUCAAUUCUCUGCCGCUACCGAAAUGAUUCUCCAGCGCAUGAAAGCAGGAAUAACUGGUGGGCUGUCCAGUAUUGGCAUUACAGGGACACCACCGGGCUACGAGGAAAUGCGCAGAAACGUUAUGUCAGGCAUGAAAACUACACAGAAUAUGCAAAUAAAUACACCACCACCAAGAUAUCAAACUAGCAAAAAGCCAACGCCUAAAGCCGGUGCCACACCUAAAAUUGAAACUCCGACAGGGUCUGUAAAUAGUGCAGGAACCAAAAAGAGAGGGAAAGGGCCAAGGGCGGGACAAAAGCGGAAAAGAGUCAAGGAUGAGAGUGAAAGUGCGGACGAGUCUGAUGCUUUAAGUGGUCUAGGUGGAGAUUCAGACUCGGAUGGUUCGAACAGUGCGACUACGGAAAUGCCAAAAAUUACACAAAGCGGGAGACAAAUAGUGAAGCCGAUACAAUUCGUUCCUACACUGCCCGAGGCAAGCUCGAGAAAACGGUCUUCUGCGUCAGCACAUAAGCGAAGCCAAAAUCAAGAACAAGCCUUAUGCAAAAGAUGUGGGAGAGGCAAUAGCCCUCAGAAUAAUAUGAUAGUUUUUUGUGAUGGAUGUAACUUAGGAUGGCAUCAGAUGUGCCAUGAUCCCGUGGUUUCGGAAGAAGAGGUGAAGGAUGAACAGGCUCCAUGGUUUUGCAAUGAUUGUGCGAGGAAAAGGGGGAUUAAACCGGCACCAUCUAAGAAUGACGGUAGAAGGGCAUAUCUAGCAACACUCCCUCAUCCCCAACUAGUAGAGCUUCUCGUCAAAGCUUCAACCCUUCAUCCAGAUAUGCCCAUAUUCCCCGCAAAUCCUCCACCCCUCCAACCCCGCCAAUCACAGAAUACAUCUCGCCUCACAACAAAUCACGCCGCACAACCGUUCCCUCCCUCCGCCACUUCCACAGCAGGUCUCUUCUCUCGUGCAGAAUCAAACCCCAACGCCCCAAUGAACUUCAUUCGUAAAGUAGGUCCUAAUUCCACGGCUUCCAAUAUCACCCCUUCUUCAAUGUUUACCUCAUCAUUCCCACCGACACCAGCUUUCGCUCAUGCCUCUUCCGCUCCACCUACACUACCCCCGCAAACCACUGGAAAUACCGAGUCAAAUGGACACACCAAUGGAAUGGGUAAUGGACAAGGUCUGUCACAGGAAAGCAGAGAGUCUACUCCAAAUAGUCCACCAUACCCUAAAGCUGGAACAGGCCUUAUGAGUAAACUGGGCCCGGACGACGAAGAUAUCGAGUGGUUAGUUGAUAAUGGAGAUUUUGAGGCUUUUAGUCAUACGGUUUAUGAUGAUCAUGGGGAAAAGGAUGCUGGGGUUUUAUGA
Messenger RNA from Sclerotinia sclerotiorum 1980 UF-70, 2676 nucleotides. RefSeq lists its product as hypothetical. Bases 1 to 2676 code for a protein of 891 amino acids. The record is from RefSeq and is a predicted model, not a curated record. Lineage: Eukaryota; Fungi; Ascomycota; Leotiomycetes; Helotiales; Sclerotiniaceae. Gene Ontology annotation, molecular function: catalytic activity. The transcript has 5 exons.